Durusdinium trenchii is the source of this 474-nucleotide messenger RNA. Lineage: Eukaryota; Dinophyceae; Suessiales; Symbiodiniaceae. The record is from the annotation of a GenBank genome assembly.
AUGGACAGCAACAUUUCAGACGACGAUAAGACCGCUCUCAGUUUACCGAGGCAAGCUGCAAAUGAGCAAAGGAGAAGCGCUUGUAUGGCCAGCAGAUGGCAGAAGCUCUGGAGGAGUCGAUGCCGACAAUUGCUUCGAGAUCCGAUUGAGAGCAGGCCGACAGAGGUGAAGCUGCAUCGCUCUAGGCAGCUGAAAACAAGUUUGGCAAACCACGUGGGCUUUAUGCUUUCAGCUCUUUGUGUUUUGCUGUCGAAGGGGGACGGAGCUGAAGUGACUGCAAAUUCAUCAGUGCUCAGUCGUUUAUCCUGUUCUUCUGCGUUGUCGGACCCUUUGUCCGAAACAUGUUUUCAUGAGUUUGGCCAUACAAAGGUGCUUCUCAGCCAGUGCAAUGGAGAUCUUUGUUCCAACCCGGUCUGUACAGAUGUUCUCAAAGCCAUCCGAACUCUUCAAACAUUUAAACCUGCCCAGUUCUGA